AUGAAUCUCCUAAGUUGGAACUGUCGGGGGUUAAAUAAUUCCCGUACAGUUCGAGAACUCCGGCAUAUUGUCCGGAGAGAAAAAAUUGAUAUUGUUUUCCUGGUAGAAACUAAGUGUUCUAGUAGGGCCGUUGACAAACUGAAAGUGCAAUUUGGAUGGUUUGGAAUGGGAGUAGAUGCCAAGGGUCUCUUUGGUGGUCUAGCUCUCUUAUGGAGAAAGGACAUCGACAUAUCUUUGAAUCGGUUCUCUAGUAGCUUCAUUGAUGUCACCGUACGAACCGAUGGUUCCCCUUGGCGCCUUACCGGUUUUUAUGGGCAUCCUGAAGCUGCUAAAAGGAAGUUGUCAUGGGACCUGUUACGCACUCUCAGUGGUCAAUCUACACUCCCAUGGGUGUGUAUGGGUGACUUUAAUGAGGUGCUAAAUCAAUGUGAAUUUCACAGCAGAACUGGCCUGAGGCAGAACUGGCAAAUCAUGAAUUUUCGAAAGGUACUGUCAGACUGCCAUCUUUAUGACUUAGGUUGUAAAGGGUUUCAGUUCACUUGGUGUCAUGGUCAACAUACACCGAACACGAUCCGGGCCAGAUUGAAUCGUGCAUGCGCUACUCAGGAGGCGGUUGAUCUGUUUCCAGGAGUUGAGGUAUCCCAUGUUCAUGCCUUAUACUCAGAUCACACCCCCAUUGUCGUGAAUCUGUCAAAAUCAGCUCGUCUCUCCCAGCACCCAAAACCAUCUGCACGAAGGAGGAAGUGCUUUAUGUUUGAGGCUAUGUGGAUAAAAGCUACUGACUGUGCUGAUAUCAUCAAGCAAACAUGGGAUAGUGUUUCAGCUACUAAUGCGGGUGAUAAUCUGCUGUCUAAAAUGGAUGCAUGUCGUAUCGGCCUUUUGACCUGGAGUAAGCAGAAGUAUGGGAAUUGUUGCAGAAGAGCUGAUGAACUAAGGGCCAAGAUUGCUCAGUUGCAAUAG
This is a messenger RNA of Coffea arabica (coffee), 960 nucleotides long. RefSeq lists its product as uncharacterized. Gene Ontology annotation, molecular function: catalytic activity. Lineage: Eukaryota; Viridiplantae; Streptophyta; Magnoliopsida; Gentianales; Rubiaceae. The record is from RefSeq and is a predicted model, not a curated record.